AUGCAUCAACCUAAGCUUUUUUACUCAGACCACGAGAAUUACGCCCCCAGAGUGCUAGACCGACCGGACAGCCAGCCGAACCGGCCCUUUCCGGCUUUCGUCCUCCCUGACAAUCUUGCGUCCAUAGGGACAUCCAAUUUGUACCAUCCCCCCAAUCAAGAGAAAGAUCUUUUUCCAGCGCCCCCGGCAGGCUUCCACAUGGCUCCAUGCGGGUGUUUCUUCGACCCCAGGAUCUACCGCAUCGAGUGGGCAACAACUAAUUUUGUCCAGCCCUCAGUUUACAAACUCUCCGGUGGGCCGAGCCCCCAAAAUGCAUACCUUUUGGACAGCCAGAAAUACCUCAAGGGCCCCAUUCAGCAGGUCCCGUACCCACCCUACCAACCCGUUGCAAACAACCCCCAGUUCGUGUUACCGUUCUUCAAACCAGAGGGGCCUGCCCCCAACUUGACAGAGCAGCUCGGCUUCGCCGGCAACCCUCUUCAGGGUGCCUCGUUCGUGGAGGGACCUCACCUUCUCAGCGAAGGCCUUACACAAAGCACAGACUGCCAACUCCAAGCUGUGGUCCCCGGGCCGAACUUCAAGGAGCCGCCUGUACAGACAGAGAUCUCCGAUCCACUGAAAGAACACCAGGUAGACCAUUCGAGCAUUGCCGAGUCAACCAACCAUGACCUGGCCUUCCCAGAUGCCAAUAACUUCCCAGCAGAAGGAGAAGAAUCCAGAGAAAAGGACACCAACCCACAUUUUAUGGAGAGCCCUGCCCUUACAGAGGUCCGUCCAGAAUCCUGGGGCACCACUAGCACGCCCAGCGCAGAGAUAAUGACAGAAUUAGAGACUUGCAUGAAUGCGGAGGAUGUCAUCACCAAUGAAAAUGACUUGUUAGGAGAGCAGGAGUCUUUCAACUUGCCGGAGAAAGUCCUGCUAGAAGACGCCAUGAAACUGUUUGAUUGCUCGUCGGAUAAUUCUGGUACUGAGGAUGACCCUGAGCAGGGGACCCUUAGCUGGAACCGAGGAGAUGGCUCCUAUGACGGGCAUUUCCCCUGCAAAGAUACAUCCGGUGACAUCCGGUCUCUUAAUCUGCCUGACGAGCUUCUCUCGUUUGAUUACAGCGUCCCGGAGAUCCUUGGCACAGUGACGAGCUUGGAUUACUUCUACGAUGUGAAUGCCUUCAGUGAGGACCUGCCGUGGGAAAGCAAGGGGUCCCUGCAGGCUCACCAGAAACACGAAUCCCACUUGGAAGUGGAGGAGAAAAGGAUAGCCAAGAAGGGCAGGGCUGUGGCCAACAAACCACAGUUGGCAUCUGCCCAGGGGAAUAAUGGCGGACCCUCGAAAACGGGGGUCUAA
This is a messenger RNA of Euleptes europaea (tarantolino), 1341 nucleotides long. It is a transcript of the gene PRR22, whose product is annotated as proline rich 22. Lineage: Eukaryota; Metazoa; Chordata; Lepidosauria; Squamata; Sphaerodactylidae. The transcript has 3 exons. The record is from RefSeq and is a predicted model, not a curated record. Bases 1 to 1341 code for a protein of 446 amino acids.